Molecule: messenger RNA, 7352 nt
Organism: Ictalurus furcatus (blue catfish)
Lineage: Eukaryota; Metazoa; Chordata; Actinopteri; Siluriformes; Ictaluridae
Gene: mecp2
Product: methyl CpG binding protein 2
Exons: 3
Coding region: 389-1999 (536 amino acids)
Biological process (GO): negative regulation of transcription by RNA polymerase II
Cellular component (GO): heterochromatin; nucleus
Molecular function (GO): methyl-CpG binding; double-stranded methylated DNA binding; chromatin binding
Source: RefSeq, a predicted model, not a curated record
UACCAUAAUAUUGAAACACACGCUGUGUAACUUUCUGACUUUGUUUUGAGAGAAACACGAAUGGAAGUAAAUCAGUAGGUAAACAAAACACAAUGAACGAAAUAAAUAAAGAAAUAAAAACAGAAGAGCGCCGAACAGUUUUAUUCUGACGUGCACCGCAGUGUCCCUCGCGAGGCCUAGACAUUCUUCUCUGAUGAUCAUUACCUUCCUCUGGUUCUCGCGAGAGCAUCUGAGACGCGCUUAACGGACGGAAAUCUCGCGAGAACUGGGGCCGCGUCUAUGGUGUAGUAGAGGAGAGGAGGGGAGAGAGAGGGUGAGAGGAGGAGGGGGUACUCACAAAGAUGUUGCGUGAUUUUUUUGGAAAUUUAUUUAUUUAAAUAAAAAAAAAAUGGCCGCCGCAGAGAGCGGAGAGGAGAGACUAGGUGACGGAAAGGGGGAGGACCAGGAGGGUUCUAAAGAAGCAAGUCAAAAACAGAAGAAAAGCAAAAAAGAGCAGGAACAGGAUGCGGAGAGGGUCGAGCCCGCCAGUACGGAGGGGGGCGACGGAGAGCGAGCGGAGGCCGGCCAAUCCGAGCCCUCGGCCCCUGAGCCCGCAGCGGCCCUCGGCGCUCCGGAAGCUUCUUCCUCGGCCAAGCAGCGGCGAUCCAUCAUUCGGGACCGCGGGCCUUUGUACGAUGACCCCUCGCUGCCUCAGGGCUGGACGCGCAAACUCAAACAGCGCAAGUCGGGACGAUCGGCUGGCAAAUUCGACGUCUACCUGAUCAACCCAGAAGGGAAAGCCUUCCGUUCCAAAGUGGAGCUCAUGGCGUACUUCCAAAAGGUGGGUGACACCACCACAGACCCAAAUGACUUUGACUUUACGGUCACGGGGCGCGGGAGCCCGUCACGCAGGGAGAAGAGACCGCCGAAGAAGCCCAAAGUGCCCAAGCCGACCGGCCGAGGGAGGGGCCGGCCGAAGGGCAGUGGCAAAAUACGGCAGGCCACAGAGGGUGUAGCAGUGAAACGCGUGGUAGAAAAGAGUCCGGGCAAACUCCUCGUCAAGAUGCCCUUUGUGGCUCCGAAAGCGGAGGCAGGAUCACCCUCGGGGCAAGUUCCCGUCGUCAAACAGCGCCCAGGACGCAAGAGGAAAGCGGAAAAAGAGCAGGCGAGCGUGCCAAAGAAACGCGGUCGGAAGCCGGCGGCUGCGUCUCAGUCUGCGGCAGGAGGGACAGGUUCGAGUGCAGCUUACGCUGCUGCAGCUAUCGCGACAUCGGAGGCCAAGAAGAAGGCGCAAAAGGAGUUGGCAGCCAAGCCUGUGCAAGAGAAGGCGCUUCCCAUCAAGAAGCGCAAGACACGGGAGACUAUGGAGGAGGCAGAAGGGUCCGCUACGACUACACCCGAGGCACCGAGCAGCGUAGCAAAGCGGCCCGUGAGUCAAACGGCGCCCUCUGCUGGAGCGGAGUCAGAAACGGGACAGAAGCUUCACAAGCACUCGAGCCGGAAGCAUAAGGAAGCAGUGGAUUCUGGUAACGGCAGCAGCAGUGGACCGAAGCUCCACAAAAAGAGAGAUCAGCGUGAGCAACAACUGAAACACCUCCACCAUCACCAUCAUCACCACCAUCACCAACACCAACACCACCUGCCCCUGAUGGAGCCGUCCAUCUUCACUCCGCAGGCUCACCAGCUUUCCCUCGGCCACUCCAUGCACGGAGGACCCCCAGUGGAGAACGAGCCCCAGGACUUGAGCACUUCCAGGUCGAGACAGGAGCCGCUAGCCUGCAGGGAGGAGGCCCGAACCGACAGUCACACGGUUAGAGACACUUCAGGCAAGAUGGCAGCGACGGAGUUGCGAACCCAACAACAACAACAACAACAACAGCAGCAGCAGCAGCAGCAGCAUGGCACUGUGACGGGGGAUGGAAAGGAACUGAGAGACAUUGUUCCUCCUUCCGCCGUUCCCAGGCCGAGUCGAGAAGAAACGGUCGAGUCCAGGACGCCUGUGAGCGAACGCGUGAGCUGAAGGACGUGACUGACAUUCAGAGUGACUGACCAAUCAGCAGCAACGGCUGUGUUCUCACGCAGGAAUAGAGGCACUCACAGGGGGAGGAGUUGUUUUUUUUUGUUUGUUUGUUUGUUUGUUUGUUUUAUUUUUUUCUGUUUUGUUUUUUUUAAAACAAGAAAUAAUGGAGAAAAAAAAAAUUCACAAAAAUGUAAAUGUACUUACAAAAGGCAGCUGUUGUGUCGAGUGUUGUGAGUUGGAUGCAGAGCGACGAUACAGUCGCUGGCAUACCGCCUCUGAAUGAACUCUCAGAUUUCUUUUCGUUCGCCCAGUUUCAUUUUUAUCGUUUAUAUUAAUAUAGAAAUCAUAGGAACCAGGUGUUAGUGCUCCGUUAGAGCUUCUAGGAAAUAGCAAAACACUGAGAUAGCGGACAAUGGGUGCACGAGUAACGCUUCACGGGGAAGCCGAUUUACAACUAAUCCUUCCCUGCCAAAACCAGACGAAAUAAGGCUCGAUUUUACAUCAUCUUCAUUUUUGUUUUUUCCCCUUCAUAUUAUAGAAGUGGCUAUUAGAAGAAGGCAGUCUGGUUAUAUAUAACUGCAUGAAGAGUGACAUUUCUUAAUAAAAGCUCAUAUAAGGAAAUUCAUGGGGGCGAGGAGGGGGAUCAUCACUUGUACCCUGUCAGUCAUGUUCUAAACAAGAAAGGCUAAUCAAAUCCUGAGAGAUUUCCCAGUUUAUGGGACGGGAAGAGGAUGGGUCCUAGGUUUAUUUAUUUAUUUUUGUUUGUUUUCGGACACCAAUCAUGCUUUGCGAUGGCUGGUUCUGAAUGUCUUUCUCUCGUUCUUGCAUUUUAAAAAAACGUAGAGACGUGGAGAGGAAUGUUUGAACGCUGAGUAAUGUGAUUAACCUCGCCAUCUGUUUCAGCGGUGCAGGAUAGCAGACUAAUAUAGUAAUAUAGUAGGAAAGGUUUUCACUGUUAUACUUUAUUUUUUUAUGCGUGGGGGCAGGGGGGUUGAGCACAAACGGAUUUAUGAAUGAACAUCGAAAGCACAGACGAAAUAAAUGUGUGAAAGGAGAACAAAAAAAUAUAGAAAUGAAAUUCCAAUGCAGUGUGUUCGAACAUGUUUUCUUCCUCUUCCCCCCCCCCCCCCCCCCGCCCCGCUCCCCGCAUUUAUCGUUCUAGCUUUUCAUUUUUUCCCCUUUUCUUUCUAUAAAGUGAAAUUGAAAACAGUGGCCUUGUGUUUCCUGAACACAUCAGAGCCUACAGUGUAUGUUUGGAAGUGUAGCCAUUCAUUUUUUUUUUUUCUUUUUUUUUUUUUCCCUCCCUCCUUCCUUGUCAUGGUGACGGAGAGCAAACAGGGAAGUCGACGCGAACAGAAGACACGAUGUGCGCGCUUGUGCUAUAUUUACUAGACUUCCUCUCACACGACAGCUGCGACAGUUCACACAGGACGUUUGGAUUUUUUAUUUUAUUUUUUUUUUCUUCCACCCUGCCUCCAUCCAAAGCGCGAGACUUUCUGGAUAAUUUAGAGUUCCGUGGAGGGGAAAAAAAAAAAGCCAAAAAAACAAAGACGUGAUCAGAAUCCCUGUUUUCGCCUUUUGUUUACAUUUUAAAAUGUCAUCGUGGUGAUGAAAUAAAUGUCCGGAUUUGACACGGCCGCCAUCUUGAACGGAGCCAAAUAAACGGCUUUAAAAGAACGAGCGUAGGACGUGAAUUAGAACGUAUUAAACGUUCAGCAGAUUUUGGUGUUUCGUUGAGAGUAAAGCCGUUACGAUAGAUCAUCAUCCACCGGGUACGUUUUUUACGUCGCAGUUAAAGAUUUAGUCGAGAUAGCAGGGCCUCCCCCAACUUUUCACAUUCACACAUGAAGUCACGCAUUUCUGUUUCACGUCCGUUUUAUCUUCGUUUAGAACGUUUGCAGACUCGCAGCGGAUGUGAGGUAUAUCCUUCCUCAUUUCAUUCCUUUCAGGGCUUUUUUUUUUUUUUUUUUUUUUUUUUUUUAAUUGCCCUCUCCUUUGAAGUCAUGAGGUACUGACACAAGACAGCACGCAUAAAGGUGAUGAUGAGUGUGACUGUAGCGAGGCAUUCGAUUCUUCGAUGAUUCACAGAAAUACGUCUAUAGUGACGUACGGAGACGAUGCCUGACCUCAGGCCAAUCUCUUUUCUGUUUUCUAUUCUAUUUAAAUGUGUAAUACUAAUGGCCAAUGAUGUACACGUGGAGGCCAUUACGAGGAGUCUUCAACUCCUCUCGUAUGAAGCAGUGCUUUUAUGGUAGCGGAAACGUUUAAUCGGUAAUAACUUGGACAUCCCUUACUUUUUUUUUUUUUUUCCUUCCCUUCCUUCUAAAGGAAGCGUUCUGAGUGAGAAGGACUGAUGGUUAUUGGAGUGUUGGUUUCAGGGAAGCGUGCGCUUCGGUUUCUACGUCCUUACUGAUACUUUCCCUGCCGAUGAAGCUCGAAUCAGAGAGAGCUCAACGUUCAUUUCUUCUUUAACGUUAAAUCUACAAAAUUCAUAGAUUGUUUUUUUUUUUUGUUUGUUUGUUUGUUUUGUUUUUGGAACCACAUCGUAGUGUUUAAAAAUAAAUAAAUAAAUAUUUACCAAAAAAGAAAAAAAAAAAGCAUGCUAGAGCUACUCACUAGUCAUUUUUAUGAAGUGUGCUUUAGGAUAGCGAGUGUUACGAUGUUAGAAAACUUCCCUUUCUGAUCGAUUUAGAUUUUAACAAUCACCAGAGAAAUUUUUUUUUUAAAUUAUUCUAAACAUUUUUUUAAAGUUUAUACUAUUCUAUAGAAUAGUACUAUAUCUACUUUUAUUUGAUUUUUUUUUUUUUUUUUUUUUCCCUUUCAUCGAAGGUCAGUGUACAGAUGUGGUGCUUGACAGACCUCGUCCUUUAGCCUCCUCUCCACCUCGACCCUAGCCAGUGGGGAAGAGGACACGGAGAAACUAGAGCACUUGCGCUCUAGAGAAAAGGGCUAUGAAAUUAUCUCAAAAAAAAAAAAAGAGAGAGAACGAUUCGAAGACGUUCAUAUGGUUACCUGCCUGAGGUCCGAUCAUCCAGGUCUCAAGCAUCUUCAGAUCCCACUAGCUUGCUCUGUUCGAGCAGAUCACGCGUAUCGAGCGCUCAUCACGGCCAGAAUAAAAAAAAAGCCCCGACACAAACUAAAAAGAGCAAGAAUGUUCGAUGCGUGUGACCUGCUGGAGCAGAGAUCUUAACCAGAGGACUAUGACGCACCUGACCUACAUGCGGUAGACGUCGUCGUCGUCGUCGUCGUCGUCCCUGGUCUGACUAAUCUGAGAGGGGAGGCUCGAGGACUAUAGAGUUGAGUAAGCAAGCACAACGUGAAACACGUACACAUGAAAUGUAUCGUGACGAACUGGUGUGAGAUCAAAUGAUAAAAAAAUAAAUAAAUAAACAAGCAACGAAAACAGCAUCAUCUGAAUGGCAGCGGUGUUAAUGUUAAGUUAACGUGUAAAUAUUAGCGACAGCGCUGUGAGAGAGAAAAACAGCAGCGGUCUGCCACAGAAUGGGCAGUGCCUUUAUUUCGGGAAUCUGACCAAGGUGGCCUUUGAUUAAAAAAAAUCAUUAAAAAAAAGACGCUUUUAUCCCAACUGAGCAAAACAAGACGUUAAAUCAAGAUGGGCUGAUUGGUCUUUUUUAUUAUUAUUUAUUUAAUUUUUUUUUAAAAAGCAGGAUCUCCAUUAAUCUUCGCUGUGCCAUUUGUUAUGUUUCAUCAUGUGGCCAUGUCGUGUCCAUAGAUAAAACGUAUCCAUGUAACCUUUCACUUCCAUGGUGAUUUAUGCUUUUUGUAGCACUCAAUAAUGCCCACUGUCAAAAAAAAAAAACCAAAAAAAAAACAUCACCACCAAUACCACCACCAACAACAACGGGAGUCCUAUAAGAAAACAUGAAAUGACCUUUAUUAUAUCUGUUCUGUGCCUCUGGCAAACAAAUAUGCUAUGGAAUGUCCUCGUGUCCCUGUAGCCAAAAUCUACACGCUAUGUACGUGAACAUGUAUCAAUAUGCAUGAUUGCCAUUAGAAGUUAGUACACUGCUUGACCUUUACUAUUCUUCGUAACGAUGUUUUUUGUUUGUUUGUUUGUUUGUUUUAUGCGUUUUUUCUCUGGAACACUCCUCUCCGAGAGUCGGCCAAAAAGUCUGAGCGCAGGAUUCUCACCCAAAACCCUGAACACGGCUGUACACACACACACACACACGCACACACACACACGCGCACACACACACAGCGAAACUACAAGGUCACUUGUAUGUUUGUGCACUUCAGUUUAAAAACAAAAAGGACAAAAAAAAAAACAACAACAACAAAGGAAUCAAAAACGAAAAAAAAAAAUCAGUUAAGUUGGACAGGAAUAGUUUUUACGUUCUUCAGUUGUUGUUUUUUAAUUUAAAUUUUUUUUUUUUUUGGUUUGUUUUUUUUCUUUCUUUCCAAUUCCAGUUUCUCUGAUCUGAGAUGACGGUUACGCAUGGGCUCCUAAAGCUGUUCCUCCUUAAGAUGUCCCCGAUACCAUGGCAAACCUAUUCCAACUAAAUUAUUAUUUGUGGAUUUUAGUGUUUUACUUUUUCUAUUUUUUAAAAAAAAAGAACCCAAUGUUAGGAGUAGACUAUUUUACCUUAAGAGCAAUAGUUAUAUUUAGUAGAUCGUUAUUUGCUUUUUAUUUUUUUUAUUAUUAUUAUUAUUAUUAUUAUUAUAAUUAUUUUAUUUUAUUUUUCCAUUUCUUGUGUCUUUAGAUUGUGUACGAUGUUAUAUAUUUGACGAAAAAAAAAAAACAACAACAAAAAAAAAACAAAAAACAAAGGUUAAAGCUGAAUUAUAAAGGAAUGCCUGAAAUACAAAUUCAAUUAUAGCACUUGAGAUAAUACAAGGAAGGAGAAUGAAGGUCAGAUAAAACCACACAUUCAGCUUCAAGUCUUCAUCGGUAGAACAUUCAUGGUCUAUUUAACAUAGUCUUGUGCCUUGAAGUUUCAGUAAUAGAACUUUAUACGGUAGUUGUAUUUUUAUUCUGAGUCCUGUGUUUUGCCUCUUGUUGGUAUUCAGUGCUUUGGCUGUGUUGAGGAUUUAUAGAGACUGAGGAUAUGUUUGUCUUGUUUUAUUUUUUUCGUACAGGAAAUACCACAUUUGGAAUAAAUUAGGACAAAUGUUACCUGGGCAAUAUUGACUGUGUAGAAGGUAAUAAGAUACUGGUAUUAUUAUUAUUAUUAUUAUUAUAAUUAUUAUAAUUAUUAUUAUUAUUAUUUUUUUAAUCCCUGCUAUGUUGAAUGUGUCUCCUGUCGGAUGAAGUGUAUUUGUCGGGAAUUGUUCUCCAUUUCAAUGUUUUAACGUGGCAAGUUAUUCGUCAUUUUAUUUAUAUAUAUAUAUA